Molecule: messenger RNA, 1329 nt
Organism: Trypanosoma theileri
Lineage: Eukaryota; Euglenozoa; Kinetoplastea; Trypanosomatida; Trypanosomatidae
Exons: 1
Coding region: 1-1329 (442 amino acids)
Source: RefSeq, a predicted model, not a curated record
AUGAUGAUGAUGAUGAUGUGCCGUGUGAUGUGUGUGUUGGCCGUUGUGCUGUGCUGUGCCUGCGGGUAUACCAUGGCUGCUGCUGCUGCUGUUGAUAAUGACAGUCCCAGUGGCCGUGGUGUAUCCCGUGGGGCUGUGGAGGUGUCGUGCGGGGCCGGCGGUGCGCUGCGUGUACGCCCCGCUGCUGAGAGCGAGUGGCUCACAUGCGGUGCGGGCAGCCGUGUGUCUGCAUGUGGGAAGUACGCAGACCUCUGCCGCCAGCGUACCGCAAGAGGAGCAGCAACAACAACAACCACUACUACUAAUAACACUACUACUGCUGGACAGCCAAAGGCGGUGAUGGCUGUUUUUGGUACUGCAACUGAUGGAGGAAAACUUCUAGUUGAUUGGGAUACUGCUAUUUAUAAUGAGCUUUGGGAGAAACAUCAUGAGAAGGAGUUAAAAAGGGUUUGUCGGGAGAACCAAACACGUGAAUAUGAAGGAAUAAAUUGUGCGAAGUGGUUAAAAUCUCACCCGCAACAGCAAGUAACUAACCGUGGAGAAAGUUCAGCAGGCCAGACAUUGGAGGAAAAUACAGGAAUACGUGGUGGUGUCGAAGAGAGGGAACUAAGCCAACAGGGUGGUACGCCUAGCUCUGGUUUACCUGAAAGGGCAAAUUCAGUGGUUAAUGGAGAAGGUCGAGAACGUGAUGGGGAUACACUCGGAGAAGCAAAAGCCUCUGGAAUUCCAAAGCAAGAGGUUGCAUCAGACGGCCCUGUAAGUGAUGAUAAAGCUGCAGAACAUAAUGAAGAAAUACCGUCGACAAAAAGACAAGGAGAAGACUCCAAUGUAGCUAUACAUGGUAAUCAAGGAACACCGAACAACACAUCUGUUAACACUGUAACCGGUGAAGACCAACCUACCCAGCAUUCAUCUCCAGCUUUUAAUGUGACUGCCGCACCAGAGUCAAAAGAAACCACUACCACUAACGAGACUACAGAUACCAGUGCUUCUGGUGCAGACAUGGGUGUGAGUGCGAAACCGGAAACGGAAGAAACCAUUUCCACUAACGAGACUACAGAUACCAGUGCUUCUGGCGCAGACAUGGCUGUGAGUGAGAAAACGGAAACAGAAGAAACCAAUACCACUACUUCGCCGAUCUCCGUGAACACCACCACAGAAACACCAACCACCACUCCAUCUCCUUUACCUGAGUCAAAGAUCAGCAGCAACAUCGCUUCCACCAUGCAGAUGAAGGCUAAUGCUGACAGCAGUGUCAGUCCUGUGUGGAUGCGCACUGCAGCACCGCUACUGAUUGUGGCUGUGUUGUUCUCCGCUACUGUGUACUGA